Molecule: messenger RNA, 2028 nt
Organism: Nematostella vectensis (starlet sea anemone)
Lineage: Eukaryota; Metazoa; Cnidaria; Anthozoa; Actiniaria; Edwardsiidae
Product: beta-hexosaminidase subunit alpha
Exons: 13
Coding region: 77-1711 (544 amino acids)
Biological process (GO): ganglioside catabolic process; glycosaminoglycan metabolic process; carbohydrate metabolic process
Cellular component (GO): membrane
Molecular function (GO): beta-N-acetylhexosaminidase activity
Source: RefSeq, a predicted model, not a curated record
UCCAUGCGUUUUCCUCCAAACAAAAGCUUUCCACUUCAUUGUAUAGGCUGCACGGAAACGGUUUGUGCAUGAAAACAUGGAAAGCUACCUGAUACAGCUACUCCUCAUAGUGGCCGGGAGCAUAGCUGUCCUUCACGCUGACCCGGAUUUAUCAAAUCCCCUAAAUUUACCUACAAAAUGGUCGUUCGAACAGAAACUCUCGGACGACUAUGUGCAAGGUUCAAUCUGGCCAAAUCCGCAAGCGCAAAAGCCAGAUGGGAAAGUGUUCUCAUUGCUUCCAAACAAGUUUUCUUUCUCCAUCAAUGGCAAAACAAGUGAUGUGCUGAAAGCUGCUGUGAACCGCUACAUGAAUCUUACCUUUCCGGAUUUCACCGUUACAAAGAAAGAUGACAAACUUCCAUUCAUGGAGGGGGCCGAAGUUAUCGUUGUUGAUGAUUACAAGCCUAUGGAUCUUACUACUGACGAAUCUUAUACUCUAACAGUAACUGCACCACAGUCGUCAAUCUAUGCUUACACUGUUUGGGGUGCACUAAGGGGUCUGGAGACUUUUAGCCAGAUUGUCCAUCAGAGUGAAGAUGGAAUGUAUUAUGCAAAGGGAAACAAAAUAGAAGACUAUCCCAGAUUUCAUCAUCGUGCAUUCAUGAUUGACACCUCCCGUCACUAUCUUAAACUCUCCAUUAUCAAAAAGUUCCUGGACGCCAUGUCAUAUGCCAAGUUUAAUGUCCUUCACUGGCAUGUUGUGGAUGACGAUUCAUUCCCUUUUCAAAGUCAAACGUUUCCCUCCCUAAGUGAUCAGGGUUCAUUUAACAACAAGACCCAUGUCUACUCACCUGCAGAUGUGGCUGACAUCAUAGACUAUGCCCGCAUGAGGGGGAUAAGGGUUAUCCCUGAAUUUGACACUCCUGGUCACACUUAUUCUUGGCGUAGCAUUCCUAACCUACUGACCAAGUGUUGUGAUGCAAAGGGAAAACCUACUGGUUCUCUUGGACCAAUUGACCCUACCAUCGAUUCCAACUAUGAUUUCCUCAAGGCCUUUUUCGGGGAAGUGGCAAAGCGGUUUCCUGACCAGUAUAUCCACCUGGGUGGGGACGAGGUUGGGUUUGGCUGCUGGCAGAGUAAUCCUAACAUCACCGCAUGGAUGGAAAAAAUGCGAUUUGGCACCAACUACUCCAAGCUUGAAGAAUACUAUGAGACAAAGUUACUGAAUAUCAUUGGCGGCCUGGGAAAGCAAUACAUUAUUUGGCAGGAAGUAGUCGACAACGAUGUCAAGGUGUUACCUGACACUGUGGUAAAUGUAUGGAAAGGUGGUUGGCCAGCGGAACUCGCCAAAGUCACGGGAGCUAAAAAACUGAAAGCCAUCCUUUCAUCGCCAUGGUAUCUCAACUACAUCAGCUAUGGCAUCGACUGGCCUAAUUAUUACAAAGUUGAACCGACCGACUUUGAAGGUACGGAUCAGGAGAAAGAACUCGUGAUUGGCGGUACGGGUUGCAUGUGGGGAGAAUUCGUGGAUGGAACAAAUAUCCUCGCAAGGACAUGGCCCAGAGCGCUGGCGAUAGCUGAGAGGCUAUGGAGCAGCAAAUCGACCACGGAUAUGACCUCAGCGUAUGCACGCAUCUGGGAGCAUCGGUGCCGAUAUCUGCUGCGUGGUAUCCCGGCCGAGCCAGCUGUCGAAGCUAAGUUCUGCAGAAAGGAGUGGCCAAUUGAUGAAUGAGAUUGAAAGCCUUAGAUAUAUGCGAUCGGUAGUUUCAGGAUCGAAAUUAGCAUCGGAUAGUCAUUUAGGUAGGUUUCCAAAACCUAAAGAACAAUUUUGUAAAAAAAAAACUUCAAAAGUUCUUCUGAAAAUGUCAAUGACAAUUUGCAAUAGAAAUUGAAGAAAUUGAAAUUGAAUUGAAUCUUUUGGUUUAUUUUGUCUACUUGUGGUUCUGUUUUCAUUUUUGACUGACCAUUUUAUAUUGAAUUUUUACAUAAUACAACACUACUACUUCUGUACGAUUGCUUUGUUUAUUAAAAUAUCUCUAUAGACACCGA